Messenger RNA from Racocetra fulgida, 630 nucleotides. NCBI's taxonomy places the organism in Eukaryota, Fungi, Glomeromycota, Glomeromycetes, Diversisporales, Gigasporaceae. The record is from the annotation of a GenBank genome assembly.
AUGAGUGAUCAGUAUAAUUUAGAAAGUCAGGAAGCAGUUCAUACUAAUGUUGAGAAUGAGGCUGUAAGUUUAUUUAAAGGAAAAGUUCUAACAAGCUGGGAAACUUGUAAUUCGUUUAUAACUGAAUGGGCCAGAAAAAGAGGCUUCAACAUUAUUAAAGACCGUGUUCAUUGUAAAGAAAAUGUGAUUAGAAGAAGAACUUAUAUUUGUGAACAUGGACGUAAUUAUGAAACAAACUCCGAAAAGGAAACAAGUACUAAAAAAAUUUUGUGCAAGUGGCAUGUUAACGCGUCUUGUCCUAAACUAAAAAACCCCAAUUCAGCUAUUUUCAUUAAUACCAUCGUCGAUGAGCAUAACCACCUCCUUAAUGUUGAUGCUAUUACAUUUGAAACUGAAAAGAAAUUCAGUAUAGAGAUGAUUGAAGAUGUUAAAUUCCUAACACAACAUUGCAAAAUGGGAUCAAUAGCACAAAUGAAAUAUUUAGAGGGGAAAUACCCUGCCCAUCCAAUAUACAAAAAGGAUUUAUAUGCUAUAAUUAGGAGUUUUCGUCCUACAACUAUGUCUCUUAUGAGUGAUGCUACUCAAAUGUCAAAUUGGUUGGAUUCACAAAAAGAAAAAGAUCCUAGAUAG